Messenger RNA from Paramormyrops kingsleyae, 1689 nucleotides. The record is from RefSeq and is a predicted model, not a curated record. Lineage: Eukaryota; Metazoa; Chordata; Actinopteri; Osteoglossiformes; Mormyridae.
UCUUGCAGGGUGGCACACCUGGCUGGUCAGCUGGUCCGGGCCCUGAGUGAACGGCAACCAGGGCUGGACAUCAGCGAAAGGGAUAAGCUGUGUGUGGAGAUUGCUGGUCUUUGCCAUGACCUGGGACAUGGCCCCUUCUCUCAUAUGUUUGAUGGAAUGUUUAUCCCAAAAAUGCGCCCUGGGUUGAAUUGGAAGCAUGAAAAGGCCAGUGUGGACAUGUUUGAUCACAUGGUCGAGGUGAACGGCUUGAAGGGGGUCAUGGAGCAGUACGGACUCAAGCUGCCAGAAGACUUGGAUUUCAUCAAGGAGCAGAUUGCCGGCCCCUUGGAGCCGCCCUCGUCCCUCAGUCAGGAUCAGGCUGCCAAGUCGACCGAGUCCCAGGAUCAGGCUGCUUGGAAGUACAAAGGCCGCCCAGAAUCCAAGUCCUUCCUGUACGACAUAGUGGCGAAUAAAACAAAUGGCAUCGAUGUGGACAAGUGGGAUUAUUUUGCUAGAGACUGUCACCACCUGGGCAUCCAGAACAAUUUUGAUUACAAACGUUUCCUGAAAUUAGCCCGUGUGUGUGACGUGGACGGGAAGAUGCAUAUUUGUACCAGAGAUAAGGAAGCACACAACCUCUAUGACAUGUUUCAUACCAGACACCGUCUCCACCAGAAGGCCUACCAGCACAGAGUCGUGCACAUCAUUCAGAGAAUGAUAUCAGAGGCUUUUGAAAAGGCUGACAAGUUUAUCCAGAUCUCUGGCUCUGAUGGCCAGAUGUUUACCCUCUCCACUGCUAUCGAUGACAUGGAGGCCUACACCAAGCUGACAGACCAUGUGUUUCAUGAGAUCUUGAACUCCACUGAGCAGAAUCUUGCUGAGGCACGGAUGAUCCUGGAGAAGAUUGAGAGCCGCAAGCAUUACAGGCUUGUGUUUGAGAAACGGCGACCCCCAUCCACUGUGACCAAGGAUGAAAUUCUUUGGUGGUUCAAAACUCAGACCAGAAAUGACAUCAGACUUGCCGAAGAAGACUUUGUCAUUGACGAAAUUAGGAUGGACUAUGGAAUGAAGGAGGAGAACCCAAUCAAUAGAAUGCGGUUUUACAGCAAAGAUGACCCUGACCGCGCAAUCACAAUCACUAAGGAUCAGGUCUCCGCGAUCCUCCCUGAGAGGUUUUCAGAGACGGUAAUCCGUGUCUACUGCAAAAAUACGGAUGAAAAGAGCAUGAGCCGUGCCAGGAAAUUCUUCAAAGACUACAAUCCUACUACUAAUAAGUAGUACUACUGCUACUAAACCCCUAAUUUCAUAUAUGAGCUAAUAUCCCUGGAGAAACUGGGGUUAAAGUCCUUGCUCAUUAAUCAUGUGUUUCCUUUUCAACAAUGAGUUUUGAACCCAUAACAUUCUGUACCUGGAGCCUUAAUGCACUCAAAUACCCCCCAUCUUUUCAUUCUUUUUUAUGAUAUCUUACUUUUUUUUUUUUGUCUGGGUUGUACUUAUUUUACUGGUUGAUUUCUGUGGUGAUGUUUUCGUUUUCUGCAAUUGUUUAUUAGAAAUGUAGAAUUCAUACUGUUUCUGGAAAAAGUGGGUCAAAGCUGAGUCAUUUAUAUGUAUGUUGCUAAUAUAUAACACUAUGGAUUGUAAACUAUGAAUAAAAUGUAUAUUGGUGAUGCUUUGUUCAAAAAAAAUAAUAAACCUCCUUGUUAACUCUGA